Mesorhabditis spiculigera is the source of this 1035-nucleotide messenger RNA. Lineage: Eukaryota; Metazoa; Nematoda; Chromadorea; Rhabditida; Rhabditidae. The record is from the annotation of a GenBank genome assembly.
AUGGACUGGGUUAUUUUGACGAGGUUCGUAAUCAACGUCUUCUCAUUAUCGCUGAAUUGUUGGGUCUUGUUGGUGAUCGUACUGACGCCAAAACUACAUCAUCCGUGUUUCGAUGAGCUCUUCUUCUCCCAAAACUUUACCGACAUGUUUGCGACAGUGGUCAGGAUUUCUUUAACGUAUAUUCCGGAGUUGCUGUUUGACACUGAGGACGAGUACAUUCGGAAGUUUUUGAUGAAAAAGGACAGCUGGGCGAACGUGAUCAACGCAGCGGAGUGGUAUAACAGUUGGACGAUCGUGAUCUCCAGUUUUUUGUUAGCCUUUGACAGGGCAGCCAUGGCCAUUUCGAUGCAUUCUUAUCAUUGGUUUUGCAAUCGUUUCUUCAAGUGGGUGCUGGUCGCUAUAACCUGGAUCAUCCCACUGGCCGCAAUUUUGCCAAUGUUCUCCCCGUGUUGUGGGAGCUAUUUUUAUGAAGGCGCCAUCGACUCCGUGGAGUACAGGGACGUGACCGUGUCGGCAAUUUUCGACAGUGUUGACAUGAUUUUUGAGACGCUAGUGUACGCGCCAGUACUAUGCGCGUUGAAUACGUUCACGUUAAUAAUGCUCUACAAGCAGUACAAUCGGAUCGUGAGACGGCAUGGAAAAGGCAAGAAAAGAAAAUUGGUUCUCCCGACGAUCAGCAACAUCGAGAAACUAUGCGAGCACGAGACAUGUGAUCGGGUGCUAAAGCACGGGAAAUACCUCCCGAGCGCCGUUUUGCCGUCACAAGUCGUUGGCAGCGUCGAACGCCUCGAGAUCGAGCUGACCUUCGCGAUGAUCUCAAUCUUCGACCAACAAAUCGACUUCUUUGUCAUCCUGUUCUACACCCUCUACUGGGCGAGCGAGAUGAAUUUCGCGCCCGUCAAGCAAGGCCCCGUCCUGACCGUUUACUCCGCCAUCUUCGAGUUCGGAAAUCUCGUCAACCCGUACGUGUAUCUCAUUUCUUGCCCACCGCUGCGAAAAGCCUUUUUCUCAUCCGUCUUUCGCUUGUUUUGCGCU